This is a messenger RNA of Mercurialis annua (annual mercury), 573 nucleotides long. RefSeq lists its product as uncharacterized. Gene Ontology annotation, molecular function: nucleic acid binding. Bases 1 to 573 code for a protein of 190 amino acids. The transcript has 3 exons. The record is from RefSeq and is a predicted model, not a curated record. Lineage: Eukaryota; Viridiplantae; Streptophyta; Magnoliopsida; Malpighiales; Euphorbiaceae.
AUGUUGUUGUGCUUGAGGAUGAUUAAGGAACUGAGUAUUACUCCUGUCACUUGGAGUUCUUCCUCCAUUUAUGGUCAUGUUGCCUGGCUACAUGGGUUGCUUGAGACUAUCGUUAGUGAGCGUGAUGUCAUUUUCACUAGUUCUUUUUGGUCAGAAUUAUUUCGUCUAAGUGGCACCAAGUUGUGCUAUAGUUCAGCUUAUCAUCCACAGUCAGACGGCAAACUGAAGUUUUCUACUGAAGUUGCAUCGUCAUCGUCUUCUCUCCUUGGUUGCUCAAAAGCAUACAAACUAGAACUUCCUUCCACUACUAAAAUGCAUCCAUUUUUUCAUGUGUCUUGUUUGAAGAAAUUUAUUGGCAAUCCGAAUCAAGAACAGUCCCCUUUACCUACAUUUACUUCACAUUCUACUCGACCCUUUCCACAAGCUAUUCUAGACUCUAGGUCUAAGGGGACAACUAAACAAGUUCUGGUUCAUUGGGAUGGUCUUUCUCCAGCUGAAUCUUCAUGGGAAGAUGUGGAAUCUUUGCUGCAACAAUUUCCUUCACUAGCACUUGAGGACAAGUGCAUUUUUUAG